This is a messenger RNA of Hirundo rustica (Barn swallow), 1371 nucleotides long. RefSeq lists its product as uncharacterized. Lineage: Eukaryota; Metazoa; Chordata; Aves; Passeriformes; Hirundinidae. Bases 1 to 1371 code for a protein of 456 amino acids. The record is from RefSeq and is a predicted model, not a curated record. The transcript has 6 exons.
AUGGUGUUAUGUAAAGAUGGGGUCUUGUCUUUGGAUGCUAGUCCACAGACUCCCGGGCCCUCAAUAAAGCACCGCAUAAACGACUUCGGUUGUUUGUGCUUUCUUCGGAUCGGGCAACAGUUUUCUGGCGACCCAGAUGGGACUCCGAAGGUGGCUGGGGCGGUUCACGUUCUGAUCCACUCCACGCCGGCACCGAGUGAUUCUCGGGAGUCAUCGGUUCGUGCCCGACCCCUGCGCCUAGCGGACGACCACGAGAGGCGCCGGCUGUCAGACGCGGCGAAAGCUGCGCAGGUCCGGCACUUGCCCCUCGCGGCGUCGAGAAGCGGAAAGGAGUUAGACCAUCAGUUUUUGUAUAUGCCUAAUUGCCCCAAACCAUUAUUGGGCAGAGAUUUAUUGUCAUUAUUGAAUGUCAAAAUCAUAUUUGAGCAUGGAAGGGUAAAAUUAGAGGUUCCGGGAGAAGAAAUUGCUAAACUGUUUGUAAUAAAAGAAAUUGAUCCCUCUCCUAUUCCCAUUGAAGUGGAUCAGGCUGUAGUACCUUGGGUAUGGGAGACGGGGAGCCCUGGUAAAUCAAAGGCUGCUCAGCCGGUGGUAGUAGAAUUAAAGGAAGGAAAAGAGCCAGUCAAAAUAAAACAAUACCCAAUUACAUUAGAAGCUAGGAAAGGCGUUGCUCCUUUGAUAACUCAAUUUUUAACACAAGGGAUUUUGCAGGAAUGUGAAUCAGAAUUUAACACUCCUAUUUUUCCAGUUAAGAAACCAAAUGGUAAGUACCGGUUAGUGCAGGACUUAAGGGCAAUCAAUAAGAUUGUAAAAGACAUUCACCCAGUAGUUGCCAAUCCAUAUACUCUAUUAACAUCUGUGUCAGAAAAGUUUAAAUGGUUUUCUGUUGUUGAUUUGAAAGAUGCUUUCUUCUGCAUCCCUCUGGCAUUGGAAAGUAGAAAAUAUUUUGCAUUCGAAUGGGAAAGUCCUGACACUGGAAGGAAGAGACAACUCACCUGGUCUCGCCUGCCUCAAGGUUUUAAAAACAGUCCAACGAUAUUUGGAAAUCAAUUGGCAAAAGAAUUAGAAGAAUGGAAGACUACCGAGGUAAGAGAGUCACCUCUCUCUUAUGUCAUUCUCCAGUAUGUAGACGAUAUCUUUCUAGCAACAGAAGAAAAAGAAACGUGUUUGAAAUUGACUAUUGCUCUAUUGAACAUGCUGGAAUUUCUCCGCAGUGAGCAGGAAGAAGGAGAACUAGCACAUGACUGCAUAGAGGUGAUUGAACAAGUGUAUGCCAGCCGAAUUGAUUUGAAGGAUGUCCCAAUGGAGAACCCGGAUUGGGAACUGUUUACUGAUGGGUCCAGCUUUGUGGAAAGUGGUACCAGGCUGGCCUGA